This is a messenger RNA of Lampris incognitus (smalleye Pacific opah), 2021 nucleotides long. RefSeq names its product small nuclear RNA activating complex, polypeptide 3 (gene snapc3). Lineage: Eukaryota; Metazoa; Chordata; Actinopteri; Lampriformes; Lampridae. The transcript is spliced from 9 exons. The coding region runs from base 1 to 1143 and encodes 380 amino acids. Gene Ontology annotation, molecular function: core promoter sequence-specific DNA binding; RNA polymerase II cis-regulatory region sequence-specific DNA binding; RNA polymerase III type 3 promoter sequence-specific DNA binding. The record is from RefSeq and is a predicted model, not a curated record. Gene Ontology annotation, biological process: snRNA transcription by RNA polymerase III; snRNA transcription by RNA polymerase II. Gene Ontology annotation, cellular component: snRNA-activating protein complex.
AUGGCGACCUGCAGUUCCUUCAGCACCGGCGGCUCGAACAUCCCGGAAUAUGAGUAUAUCGAGGUUAACACCAAGCCUUUUCAUAUUGGGUCGUUCAGAAACGCAUGGUUAGAAAGACUGAGGCCAUCAGACUACUCCUACCAGGAAGAGGACGCGUUUGAUGCGGACUUCGCGGAGAAAUCCGGGAUAACCGCUGAGACCAUGAGUGAAAUAAAAACCACCUGCAGCAUCGAUUCGCUUCGCUGCCAUUCUGCAGACCAGCUACCGACAACAGAAGUUGUGCCCCCAGACCCCGUUCUAAAAACACUAAAACAACGGCAGAAGGGACAAGAUUGUAAAGACAGCCAGAAAAUCAGCAGGCUUUGUCGACAUGAUUACGCUGAUGAACUGGCAAGAUUAGUUGUCGGGAAGACAGCAGAAGAAGAAAGCAACGUGGUUCCUGAAGGCGAAGUUAUCAUAAGCGUUAACAUCUAUUAUCCAACCGUUUUUGAAAGAUUUAAGUACAUCCGACCUCAUAUGACUCUGAUGGUGACAGGGUCACAGAGCCUUGCAGACCUGAGGGACAGCAUUUGCUGUAUCAGUGACUUGCAAAUAUCUGGAGAGUUCAGCCACACACCUGACUUGGCUCCGGAUUUCAUCAGCAAAGAUCAUUACAAGUCGGCAUUCUUCUUUUUUGAAGGAGUCUUCUACAAUGACAUGCGUUUCCCUGAAUGUCAAGACAUCAGUGAGACCACCGUAGAGUGGGCUAAGGGCCGAAACCAUCCCCCUUUUCGUAAAGCCAAGAUGGAGGACACACAGUUUGUUGAUCUGACGGUCAAAGUGGGAUUCCCCUAUCUCUACUGCCAUCAGGGAGACUGUGAACACCUAGUUAUCAUCACAGAUGUCAGACUAUCCCAUAAGAAUGACUGCCUGGAUAGAACUCUCUACCCGCUACUCAUCCAUAAGCACAGGGUCAGCACACGAAAAUGUAGUGUGUGCCACGUCUAUAUUGGCAGAUGGAUGACCGUUAAUGACCAGUUUGCUCCAAGUGACCCCUGUCUCUUCUGUGACAAGUGCUUCCGAAUGCUUCACUACGAUACUCAAGGCAACAAGCUGGGAGAUUUCAUGGCCUAUGCUUAUGUGGACCCUGGUGCAUUCAAUUAAGCCAGAGCUUCUCAAUCCGAUCCUCAAGAACCUCACUGUUGGUAUUGUAUUCUGCCAGGUAGUUAAAUACAUUCAUCUGUUGUGAUUAGAUGGAUGGAUUACCUGACACAUGGGUAAAUACAAUGAACUACCUGGCAGAAGGGAAAAGAAGCAGUACUUAUGGUACGAGGACUGGCUUGAGAACCACUGAUACACAGGGCAAUAAUGAGCAGUGGUUCUCACUCUGGUCCUCAGGAAACUUCAUUGCUGCUGGUUUUCUGUUCUCCCAGGUAGUUCAUUACAUUCAACUGUUGAGUCAAGUCUUAAAAACUUGAUUAGACAGAUGGAAACCCUGCCACAACAGGUGAUUUAUUAACUAUCAGGCAGAACAGAAAACACUACUGGGGGUCCCGAGAACCUUAUUGAAAACCACUGGCCUGUUGGAAACAACUCUAAUGCUGUGCAAUGCAGAUACAUUUUGGUUUUUCAUUUUUAAUGGAUACAUCCUGACACUUAAGAGUUUAAGAAGGUGAACUUUUUCUACAUUUAUUGAACUGAUGACAUAUUGUAAAUCUACAUUUAUUUUGUACCUUAAAAAUUGGUUGAAUUUCCCUAAGUACUCUCAGCAAUAAUACCUGGACUUAAAUAUUUACUUAACUUUUUAUUUGCAGGGGUGUAACUGUAAAUUGUCAAGUGUAUAAAUUCUGGUGUAACAUUUAAAACUAGAAGGGAGCUUUGUUACUUUCACAGUAGGCACCAUGCCUGCAUUUUGUUGGAAAAUACUGUCACUUUAAACCCAAUUGUAUUCAUUAAUUUCCUGGCUGUGGAAUUCUGGUAAUUGUAUCAUCCACAUAUCUUGUUCGUGAAGUAUGAAUUUAACCAGUUGUCCUUCAGUAAUA